AUCCACUCAGCAUUCACUUCCGUGUUGGGUACCCGGUAAAGCACGCGAUCCUUUAAUGUAACCAGGUUGGCUACUUCCGACAUUUCAGGAUCUGCUUGGAUGAUGAAGGUCAACCCCUAAUCUCUAUUAAUAAAAACCAGAGGUCUGGCCAGGAGAAUAAGUAAUCAUCAAAGGACGAAUUGUUAGCAGCGAUCCAGUAUGGCAGAAGCUCAUCAGGCUGUGGCCUUUCAGUUCACCGUCAGCCCUGAUGGCAUUGACCUUCAGCUCAGUCAUGAGGCUCUUCGGCAGGUCUACCUCUCUGGACUUCACUCCUGGAAGAAGAAAUUCAUUCGCUUUAAGAAUGGGAUUUUGAAUGGGGUGUACCCAGGGAGCGCACCGGGGUUCACGCUGGUGUUGGCAGGGUACUUGGGAAGAGCGCAUUACUUAAAAGUGGACCCUUCCUUAGGCCUGUUCGUCAAACUUGGCAAACAUGUCCCAGUCGGUAGGUACAUGUCUGCACAAAAGCAGAUGUUAGUUGGGGGUGUCAUGGUGGGCAUGGGUCUGUGGAUUGCCAUCAUAUUUAGCAUGAGGACUGCCCUGAAGGGUCUUCUGUCCUGGCAUGGCUGGAUGUAUGGUCCCCGUGGCAAAAUUACCUGGAAACUUCGACUAUGGCUUGUGCUAGUGAAGAUUUUUUCGGGGAUGCAAACACCAAUGCUAUACAGCUUCCAGACCUCUCUCCCUCAGUUACCUGUACCAUCUGUGAAGGACACCAUGAGAAGAUAUCUUGAAUCAGUCCGGCCACUGCUGAGCGAUGAGGAACACCAAAGAAUGCAGAGUCUUGCACUUGACUUUGAGAAAAACCUUGGACCAAAACUUCAGUGGUAUCUCAAACUGAAGUCUUGGUGGGCCACCAAUUAUGUCAGUGACUGGUGGGAAGAAUAUAUCUACUUGAGAAGUCGUGGGCCAAUCAUGGUUAACAGCAACUAUUAUGUAAUGGACUUUCUUUAUGCCUUUCCCACACAUCUACAAGCAGCAAGAGCCGGCAACGUCAUUCAUGCAAUCAUGCUUUACAGGAGGAAGCUGGACCGGGCUCAAAUCAAACCGCUAAUGCUUCAAAACACCAUCCCCAUGUGUUCGUCCCAGUAUGAGCGCAUGUUCAACACCAGUCGCAUUCCAGGCAUAGAAUCAGACUCAGUUCAGCAUAUGUCUGAUAGCCAGCAUAUUGUGGUGUAUCAUCGGGGCCGUUACUUUAAAGUAUGGAUGUUUUAUGAUGGCCGGUUACUGUUGCCACGGGAGAUAGAGCAGCAGAUGGAGAGGAUCCUGGCCGACACGUCAGAGCCGCAGCCUGGAGAGGAAACCCUCGCCGCCCUCACCGCAGGAGACAGAGUGCCUUGGGCAUGUGCCCGUAAUGCCUACCUCAGACACGGCAAGAACAAGAAGUCUCUGGACGCUGUGGAGAAGGCUGCUUUCUUUGUCACCCUGGAUGACACAGAGCAGCGCUAUGAUCCUGAAAACCCUGUGGAGUCCCUGGAUCGUUACGCUAAAUCGCUGCUCCAUGGGAAGUGUUAUGACAGGUGGUUUGACAAGUCCAUAAACUUCAUUGUGUUCAAGAAUGGAACUAUGGGCCUUAAUGCAGAACAUAGUUGGGCUGAUGCUCCAGUUGUUGGCCACCUCUGGGAGCAUGCGCUCUCGAUGGACCCUGUUAAGCUGGGCUACACAGAAGAUGGCCACUGUAAAGGAGAACCCCAUCCUAAUCUGCCUGGACCUCAGAGACUCCAAUGGAAUAUCCCAACUGAGUGCCAAACUAUGAUCGCCAACUCUCUGUCUGUGGCCAAGGCUUUGGCUGAUGAUGUGGACUCUCACAUCAUCCCCUUUAGUGACUUUGGAAAGGGCCUGAUCAAGAAGUGCAAGAUCAGUCCAGAUGCCUUCAUUCAGCUCGCACUGCAGCUGGCCCAUUAUAAGGACAAAGGAAAAUUCUGCUUGACUUAUGAGGCAUCCAUGACACGUUUAUUCAGAGAAGGCCGUACAGAAACUGUUCGCUCCUGCACUGUGGAGUCCUGUGCUUUUGUCCGUGCCAUGACCAACAAUGAGACGAGAGAGGAGAAACUUUGUUUGCUGAUCCAGGCCGCUGAGAAACACCAGCAGAUGUACCGACUGGCAAUGACUGGUCAUGGCAUUGACCGCCAUCUCUUUUGCCUCUACGUAGUGUCUAAGUACCUUGGACAGGACUCCCCUUUCCUACAAGAGGUGCUGUCAGAGCCUUGGAAACUCUCCACCAGUCAGACUCCUCUUCAGCAGGUGGAGCUGUUUGACCUGGCGAGACACCCAGAGUAUGUGACCAGUGGGGGAGGCUUUGGACCGGUUGCAGAUGAUGGUUAUGGUGUGGCCUAUGUAAUCAUUGGAGAAAAUCUAAUCAAUUUUCACAUCUCCUCCAAGCAUUCCAGUCCAGAGACCGACUCUCAUCGCUUUGGAAACAAUAUCACACAAGCCAUGCUUGAUAUGCUGGAUCUGUUUCAACUCGACAAGAGACACAAAGUGAUUUGACUGGUGAAAGGAUUAUGCUUAUAAUGACUCACCUUAAAGGAUUAGUUCACUUUUAAAUACAAUUUUCCUGAUAAUUUACUCACCCCUAUGUCAUCCAAGAUGUUCAUGUCUUUCUUUCUUCAGUCGAAAAGAAAUUAA
This is a messenger RNA of Megalobrama amblycephala (Wuchang bream), 2661 nucleotides long. It is a transcript of the gene cpt1aa, whose product is annotated as carnitine palmitoyltransferase 1Aa (liver). Gene Ontology annotation, molecular function: carnitine O-palmitoyltransferase activity. Lineage: Eukaryota; Metazoa; Chordata; Actinopteri; Cypriniformes; Xenocyprididae. Gene Ontology annotation, cellular component: mitochondrion. Bases 199 to 2523 code for a protein of 774 amino acids. The record is from RefSeq and is a predicted model, not a curated record. Gene Ontology annotation, biological process: carnitine metabolic process; fatty acid metabolic process. The transcript has 20 exons.